Molecule: messenger RNA, 3707 nt
Organism: Dicentrarchus labrax (European seabass)
Lineage: Eukaryota; Metazoa; Chordata; Actinopteri; Moronidae
Gene: slc6a17
Product: solute carrier family 6 member 17
Exons: 12
Coding region: 554-2746 (730 amino acids)
Biological process (GO): alanine transport; glycine transport; sodium ion transmembrane transport
Cellular component (GO): plasma membrane; synaptic vesicle
Source: RefSeq, a predicted model, not a curated record
UGAGUCAAACCUGCGUCAGACUUCGUCGUGAGUGACUUUCCAUAGUAAUUUCUUCACCCUAUGGGGAGCUGAUUUAUCCCACAACACAGCCAUAACCACGUGGAAACCAGAGACCAGAGGUGCGAGCAGCUGCUCUUUUAGCAGAGCUGCAGAACAUCGCUGAAGCGCCGGAGUGAGAUACACAGUUGCAAUAAGCCAUUACCUGUUCAAGUUAAUGUGAUUAUAGUAAAGCAAACUUGUGGCAAGCGUUGAGCUCCUGCGUCAGACUUUACGCACUAUGCGCCCUGUGUGACUGGAAGCUGUGUGAUAUCGCAUCUCUUUGCGCGCAGAGAUGUUGCACACGGAUCCAGUGCCUGAAUGAAGAUACCGAACAUCACGUUGGAUUCAUACACAGACUCGGACGUUGUAACCCGUUCCGCACAACACACAAGAUUUAAGAAAAAGGCACAACUUUCUUUCCCUGCUUCCUCCUGAUCUCCCUCCAGUCAGUCCCCUUUGGUUCUCCUACUUGCCUCCAACACCCUUAGCCUGAAGGAGCUCCUGUGUUGCAGCUAUGCCAAAGAACACCAAGGUGACCCAGCGGGAGCACAGCAAUGAGCCGGUCACUGAGUCAGUGGCUGACCUGCUGUCCCUGGAGCACCCCAUGGACUAUAAGAGCAGUCAGAUGAGCAUGGGUCUGAGUCCUGGAUCUACUGCUCCAGUAAAGGCCCUGCUGCCCUCCCCUGACCCAGACGCUGAAGACGGCCGACCGGCCUGGAACAACAAGCUAGAGUACAUCCUGGCCCAGGUGGGCUUUUCUGUGGGCCUGGGUAACGUCUGGAGGUUCCCCUACCUUUGCCAGAAGAACGGUGGAGGUGCAUAUCUGGUUCCCUACUUUAUUCUGCUCAUCCUCAUCGGCAUCCCCUUGUUCUUCCUGGAGCUGGCGGUGGGUCAGAGGAUCCGGCGUGGCAGCAUCGGGGUGUGGAACUACGUCUACCCACAGCUGGGAGGCAUCGGGGUCUCUAGUCUGAUGGUUUGCGGUUUUGUUGGCCUCUAUUAUAAUGUGAUUAUCGGCUGGAGCAUCUUCUAUUUCUUCCAGUCCUUCCAGUAUCCACUGCCUUGGGCUGAAUGCCCCUUCGAGAGAAAUGGAACCCAAGCCAUUGUUGUGCCGGAGUGUGAGAAGAGCUCGGCCACCACUUACUUCUGGUACCGCCAGACUCUCAACAUCACCAGCUCCAUCGAUGACACAGGCGGCCUGAACUGGAAGAUGACCCUGUGCCUGCUGGUAGCUUGGAUCCUGGUCUGCCUGGCUGUCAUUAAGGGCAUCCAGUCCUCUGGGAAGGUGAUGUACUUCAGCUCUCUCUUCCCAUAUGUGGUGCUUUUCUGUUUCCUGGUGCGAGGUUUGCUGCUGAAGGGAGCAGUGGACGGCAUCGCCCACAUGUUCACCCCUAAGCUGGAAAAGAUGUUGGAGCCACAGGUUUGGAGAGAAGCAGCCACGCAGGUCUUCUUCGCCCUCGGUCUGGGCUUCGGAGGCGUCAUCGCUUUCUCCAGCUACAAUAAGCGAGACAACAACUGCCACUUUGAUGCAGCGCUGGUCUCCAUCAUCAACUUUGUUACCUCCAUCCUGGCCACUUUAGUUGUGUUUGCUGUCCUGGGGUUCAAGGCGAACGUCAUGAACGAGAAGUGUGUUGUCGACAAUGCAGAGAAGAUCCUGGGCUUUCUAAACACAGGUGUGCUGAGCAAAGAGCUCAUCCCUCCUCACAUCAACUUCUCCCACCUGUCUUCAGAGGACUACGCAGAAAUGUACGCUGUCAUUAAGACAGUGAAGGAGGACAGCUUUGGCCAGAUGGGCCUGGACGCCUGUUUGCUGGAGGACGAACUCAACAAGGCGGUUCAGGGCACUGGCCUGGCGUUCAUCGCCUUCACAGAGGCCAUGACACAUUUUCCUGCCAGUCCCUUCUGGUCUGUCAUGUUCUUCUUCAUGCUGAUUAACUUGGGUCUGGGAAGCAUGAUCGGCACAAUGACCGGCAUCACCACACCCAUACUGGAUGCUUUCAAGAUCCGCAAAGAGAUCCUGUGUGUGGCCUGCUGUAUCAUAGCCUUCCUGUUAGGCCUGUUGUUUGUGCAGCGUUCAGGCAACUACUUUGUUGCCAUGUUUGACGACUACUCAGCUGGUUUGCCUCUCACUGUGGUUGUGAUCCUGGAGAACAUCUCUGUAGCCUGGAUCUAUGGCACUAAGAGGUUCAUGCAGGACCUGGAGGACAUGCUUGGUUUCAGGCCAUACUCCUUCUACUACUACAUGUGGAGGUACGUGUCGCCAGCUAUCCUGGUGGUGCUCAUUGCCGCCACAGUCAUUGAGAUGGCCAUCAGUCCAGCAGGAUACAACGCCUGGGUGGAGGCUGAGGGCGCAGAGAGUUUUCAUAGCUACCCUCCCUGGGCUUUAGCCAUGGCCUACUCCCUCAUCGUGGUGGCCAUGCUGCCUUUACCCAUCGUCUACAUCGUCCGCCACUUCAACCUGAUCUCAGACGGCUCCAACAAGCUGUCAGUCUCCUACCGUAAAGGCAUGAUGAAGGACAUCUCCAACCUCGAAGAGCAGGACGAGCAGCGCUUCAUCCUCAGCAAGAACCCCAGCGAGGCUCCUUCACCGAUGCCCGCCCACCGUGCUUACUUAGGCCCCGGCGGCACACAGGAGAUGACCAACACCAACUAUGGCACCAGCACCAAGACGGGCUACCAGAACAUCGGCUCGCCUGAGUCUGAGCUAUGAUCCACUGAGCUCAUCGAUCCUCUCGUCCACUAAACCCCGGGCCCUGCUUGGAGAGAGGGAGACAGAGGAAGAAAGGGAGGAACAGAGGAAAUCAAGAGGGAGAGAAAAUCCACUGGUCAUUGUUGCAGCGUUCAUCCCACCUUAACCCCCAGAACUGAAUCCCUCUAUCCCUCCCUUUUCUGCUCCAUCGCUCCUUGCCUGUGGUUCUUCCCUUCUUCCCCGCCGUAGGAUCUGUGCCGAUAACUGCCUGUCAAUCUCAGCUGUAAUGAGGGGAUCAUGAAAGUGUGAGUCCCACCAGAUAUGACGACCUUUUCCCAUCUGUCAAGGUAUUACAGGGGCAGAGAUUGAGGGACAGAGAGAGGAACAGAGGAAGGAAUGAGGCUUUGAAAGGCUCACUGAGGGCUCAGAUACAGGCUUUGUUUUGUAAUAAGUUCUGGCCAAGGUUACGGAGUGUGCAAUGCUAAAAUGCUUUAGGUUGUACUGAACCAUAAUCCCAUGUGAUCACCAGUUUGGAGAAGGUUAUUUUUGAGACAGCUGGAUGUUCCUAGAUCUGGGCAAUCCUCAUCUUUUUCUGGUUCAGCUGUAGAGGAUUGUUAUUUGUGGGGAUAGGAUGGAAGGAGACACAGAAAAAAACCUGUGUAUCACCGUAUGAGAACACUCCUCAUCUAGAAAACAAUAUUGCGUCCAUAACAGUAUGUAAUGUGUGAUUCUGAUAGUGUGAACAGUGUUACAAGCACAUUACAUCUUUAAGUUUAUUGUGCCUAUCAUGCAUCAGCAAUAAUAACUAGUCAAAGUAGGGUCGUUAUAAAACUGUGGAUCUCCUUCUAUCCCUACUUCCCCACUGAUGUAGAAUACUGUACAUAUGUGUUGUGCAAUAGUCCAAGAUGUCACAGUAAAUCGUGUAUAUACAGCACAGUCGUGUGAGGGGAAAAGCUUCACCUCUUCAUUCUUUCCCAGCGAA